GAGGCGCGGGUGUGUCCUGGUACCAAGUGUCCGUCCAGCCACGGGGAUGCAGGGAGAGGUCCUCUGAGGGCAGGAGAGCUGGAGGCUCCAAGGACCCGUGGGUGUGUAGGGGCUGGAGGAGGGCUGUCAGGCCAGGUUAUUGAUCCGAGAUCCCUGGUUCUGCCCGCAGUGACCACAGCCCUCCCGAAGCCGCCUGCCCGGCCUCCCCACGCGGGCGGUGGACCUGGCGGGGCCCCUGGGCACGCCAUGCGCAGCACCACACUCCUGGCUCUGCUGGCGCUGGUCCUGCUCUACCUGGUGUUGGGGGCCCUGGUCUUCCGGGCCCUGGAGCAGCCCCUGGAGCAGCAGGCCCAGAGGAAGCUGGGGGAGGUCCAAGAGAAGUUCCUGCGGACCCACCCAUGUGUGAGCGACGGGGACCUGGGGCUCCUCAUCAAGGAGGUGGCUGAUGCCCUGGGAGGGGGUGCAAACCCUGACAUCAACGCAACCAGUCACAGCAACUACUCAGCCUGGGACCUGAGCGGCGCCUUCUUUUUCUCAGGCACCAUCAUCACCACCAUCGGCUAUGGCAAUGCAGCCCUGCGCUCAGAUGCCGGUCGCACCUUCUCCAUCAUCUAUGCUCUGGUGGGGAUCCCACUGUUCGGGAUCCUGCUGGCAGGGGUCGGGGACCGGCUGGGCUCUGCCCUGCGCCACGGCAUCGGGCACAUUGAAGCCAUCUUCCUGAAGUGGCACGUGCCCAAGGAGCUGGUGCGAAUCUUAUCGGCGUUGCUCUUCCUGGUGAUUGGCUGCCUGCUCUUUGUCAUCACCCCCAUGUUCGUGUUCUGCUACAUGGAGGGCUGGAGCAAGCUCGAGGCCAUCUACUUCGUGGUGGUGACGCUCACCACGGUGGGGUUCGGGGACUAUGUGGCCGGCGCCAACCCCAACCAGACCCACGCAGCCUACCAGCCGCUGGUGUGGUUCUGGAUCCUGCUCGGCCUGGCCUACUUCGCCUCGGUGCUCACCACCAUCGGGAACUGGCUGCGGGUAGUGUUCCGCCGCACGCGCGCAGAGAUGGGCGGCUUCACGGCUCAUGCCGCCAGCUGGACCGGCACAGUGACGGCGCGGGUGACCCAGCGAGGCGGGUCCGUGGCGCCGCCGCCGCCGGAGAAGGAGCGGCCGCUCUCGCCCCCGCCGCCGUGCACCGCGCCCCCGGAGAAGGCCUCCCCGCCCUCCCCGCCCUCCCCGCCCACGGCCUCCGCGCCCUCGGCCUCCGCGCUGGACUACCCCAGCGAGAACCUGGCCUUCAUCGACGAGUCCUCGGACACGCAGAGCGAGCGCGGCUGCGUGGUGCCCCGCGCGCCCCGGGGUCGCCGCCGCGCCCCGCCCCCCGCCAGGAAGCCCGCGCGGCCCCGCGGCCCCCGGCGCCUCCGGGACAAAGACGUGCCCGUGUAGGGCAGGGGCGCCGCCCCAGAGGCUGCGUUCUGGCUCGUCCCCUGCAUGCGUUGCCUGGUUGAUCGAAGCGCCCGUGCGACCGGCCUGCAGCCUGGGGGCAGGCCAGGUGGCGUGCCUGGCACCCCGGCUCCUGGCCCCUCCUCCCUCCGUUCAUCUCCAGCCCCCAAGGGUCCCCGUCUCCUGUCCGGGCCGGACCGUCCCCCACGCCUCCCAGCUGAGCCUCAGAGCCCGUGUCAAUAAAGGAAAAAGUCCACCGCUGCGGGCGCGCGCGCUCCCAGGGCGCGAGUGCUGGCGUCGGGGCGCUCCCUGGCGAGUCAGGCUUCCGUGACUCUCGGCACCCACGUCGGGUCGGGCAGGGAGCGGCACCCUCGGCCGUGAUCGGCCCGCGUCGCUGCGUGGAGGCCAGCAAGCAGGGGCGCGCGGCGGAACCUGUCAGAUGGGCCGUGCGUCUCCAACGCCAGCACAGCCUUAGGGGUGCGGGGGUGGGCAGGGGGAGAAAUAAUUGUGUCAAGUGUGGAGGGCUGCAGCUUGACCACUUCCUGCACGAGACCCUCCUCGCCA
Molecule: messenger RNA, 1989 nt
Organism: Myotis myotis
Lineage: Eukaryota; Metazoa; Chordata; Mammalia; Chiroptera; Vespertilionidae
Gene: KCNK4
Product: potassium two pore domain channel subfamily K member 4
Exons: 6
Coding region: 247-1428 (393 amino acids)
Biological process (GO): potassium ion transmembrane transport; stabilization of membrane potential
Cellular component (GO): membrane
Molecular function (GO): potassium ion leak channel activity
Source: RefSeq, a predicted model, not a curated record